Messenger RNA from Pipistrellus nathusii (Nathusius's pipistrelle), 1857 nucleotides. Lineage: Eukaryota; Metazoa; Chordata; Mammalia; Chiroptera; Vespertilionidae. The record is from the annotation of a GenBank genome assembly.
AUGUCGGAGCACGCGGCGCCCGGAGCCCCGGGGCCCGGGCCCAAUGGCGGCGGCCCUGCCCCCGCGCGCGGGCCCCGCACCCCCAACCUAAACCCCAACCCGCUCAUCAACGUGCGCGACCGGCUCUUCCACGCGCUGUUCUUCAAGAUGGCAGUCACCUACUCGCGGCUCUUCCCACCCGCCUUCCGCCGUCUCUUCGAGUUCUUCGUGUUGCUCAAGGCCCUGUUCGUGCUCUUCGUCCUGGCCUAUAUCCACAUCGUCUUCUCCCGGUCUCCCAUCAACUGCCUGGAGCAUGUGCGCGACAAGUGGCCACGAGAGGGCGUCCUACGCGUGGAAGUACAGCAGAACUCGAGUCGUGCGCCAGUCUUCCUGCAGUUUUGUGACAGUGGUCGCAGCGGCUUCUCUAGCCUGGCUGCAGAGCCUGGUGGCCUGGAGCUGGAGGAGGAGGAGGAGGAGCUGACCAUGGAGAUGUUUGGGAACCACUCCAUCCAGUUUGAGUUGGACAUUGAGCCCAAGGUGUUCAAGCCGCCCGGUGGCCCUGAGGCCCUGAAUGAUAGCCAGGAGUUCCCCUUCCCUGAGACACCCUCAAAAGUGUGGCCACAGGAUGAGUACAUUGUGGAGUACUCGCUGGAGUACGGCUUCUUGCGCCUGUCCCAGGCCACGCGACAGCGGCUCAGCAUCCCGGUCAUGGUAGUCACCCUGGAUCCCACACGGGACCAGUGCUUCGGGGACCGCUUCAGCCGCCUGCUGCUGGCCGAGUUCCUGGGCUAUGAUGACAUCCUCAUGUCCAGUGUGAAGGGUCUGGCCGAGAACGAGGAGAACAAGGGCUUCCUGCGGAACGUGGUGUCAGGCGAGCACUACCGAUUUGUGAGCAUGUGGAUGGCCCGAGCAUCCUAUCUGGCUGCCUUCAUCAUCAUGGUCAUCUUUACCCUGAGCGUGUCCAUGCUGCUCCGCUACUCCCAUCACCAGAUCUUUGUCUUCAUUGUGGACCUGCUGCAAAUGCUGGAGAUGAACAUGGCCAUCGCCUUCCCUGCAGCGCCCCUGCUGACCGUCAUCCUGGCCCUUGUGGGGAUGGAGGCUAUCAUGUCGGAGUUCUUCAAUGACACCACCACCGCCUUCUACAUCAUCCUCAUCGUGUGGCUGGCUGACCAGUAUGAUGCCAUUUGCUGCCACACCAACACCAGCAAGAGGCACUGGCUGCGGUUCUUCUACCUGUACCACUUCGCCUUCUAUGCCUACCACUACCGCUUCAACGGGCAGUACAGCAGUCUGGCCCUCGUCACCUCCUGGCUCUUCAUCCAGCAUUCCAUGAUCUACUUCUUCCACCACUAUGAGCUGCCUGCCAUCCUGCAGCAGAUCCGCAUCCAGGAGAUGUUGCUACAGACACCACCGCUGGGCCCUGGUACCCCCACGGCGCUGCCGGAUGACCUCAACAACAAUGGGGGCGCCCCGGCCGCUGCACCUGACCCUGCCAGCCAGCCUCCCGCCCUGGACCCUGGCUCACUGGGGGCUGGUGGUGUCCCCAGGCCUGUAGCUGAAGCACCCAGUUCUCUGGUAGCUGCGGCAGCCUCGGUGGCUGCCGCGGCCAGUAGUGAUCUGGGCUGGAUGGCAGAGACAGCUGCCAUCAUCACAGACGCCUCUUUCCUGUCUGGCCUGAGCGCCUCCCUUCUGGAGCGGAGGGCAGCUAGCCCCCUGAGCCCGGGUGGGGGAUUCCCUCGGGGCCUCCAAGCCCCCCCGGACAGUGUGCCCCCAAGCGACUCCCCAACACCUGACACAGGUCCUCUGGCUGCUGGAGUGAAUGGGCCCAUUCCUGAGUCCCCAGCCCCAACAGAUGAACCUUCGGAAAUUGGCUCCUAA